AUGACGACUAGGUUCCUACUAGCUCCAAAGAUACACAUCAUCAUGAAAGCAAGAUACACCAAUCAUUACUACAUGCCAGACAGCGUCGACAACCUCGUAGGCACACCAUAUUCCUAUUUUCUCAGCAAAGAUUCCGCACUAAGACCUCCUCUUCAAUUACUGAUGGAGGCGCGAGGUCCGACAGGCGAGUACGACACUACUGUUCUCGAUCGUGAUGAAAAUGGCAGACCAACUGCUUUCACUUGCUCUGGUAGCGACAGGGGGUCCGGAGCUGCGUACUGGAUCGUUUCGGAUGUUCAGGGGUCUUUUGUCAAUGAGGGAGAGGUGUUGGGGUUUGUUACUGCGUUGACGGCAAACUGGGGCUGA
This is a messenger RNA of Parastagonospora nodorum SN15, 366 nucleotides long. RefSeq lists its product as hypothetical. The transcript has a single exon. The record is from RefSeq and is a predicted model, not a curated record. NCBI's taxonomy places the organism in Eukaryota, Fungi, Ascomycota, Dothideomycetes, Pleosporales, Phaeosphaeriaceae. The coding region runs from base 1 to 366 and encodes 121 amino acids.